This is a messenger RNA of Drosophila arizonae, 710 nucleotides long. RefSeq names its product gamma-interferon-inducible lysosomal thiol reductase-like protein. The record is from RefSeq and is a predicted model, not a curated record. Lineage: Eukaryota; Metazoa; Arthropoda; Insecta; Diptera; Drosophilidae. Gene Ontology annotation, molecular function: oxidoreductase activity, acting on a sulfur group of donors, disulfide as acceptor.
UAGCUGUUUUGAUAUCAAGUCACAUGCUUAAAUUAUAUCUUGCUCUAGCUCUGCUCCACAUUUUGCACUGCAAUGGCAAAAUAUGCCAGCGUUCAAAAAAGCCUUUGGAAAUGAUUGUUUUGUACGAGUCCCUCUGUCCUGAUAGCCAAAGUUAUAUCAAGAACUUUUGGCCCGUUUACCGAAAAUACCAUCAGUGCAUCAAUCUAACGUUGGUGCCCUAUGGCAAGGCCUCACCGUCUAGCUCAGCCCCGUUUGGUCAUACAUGCCAGCAUGGCGAUUCUGAGUGCUGGGGCAAUCGAAUGCAAGACUGCGCGAUUCACUCCAACUUGAACCAAUUCGAUCAGAUGAAAUUUCUUGAGUGUCAAAUGAAAGAUCUUCAACUGACAGUGAAAAAGAAUUUCACGUGCGCUCGGGCCUUAAAUAUCGAGGAUCACGUAGAGCGCUGCAUGCGCCCAAGCGGCAGAGGGAAUCAACUGCAGACCCAAUCUUCGAUUAUAACCAAUCGAUAUAGCUUUAGCGUAAUACCUGCCAUUGUAUACGAUGGAGUAUUUUCUGUAAAUCUGCAGCGGUCUUCUCGAAUGAAAGUCAGCCAAACUCUAUGCAACAUAAUGAUUAAAAAGAAUCUUUUAUUACCCGAUGAUUGUUAGACUUUGGGUUUUUACGGACAUAUUAAUAUAUAUAUAUAUUUUUUUCUACUUAGCUAAAAUAAU